CCGCACUGUACAAGCGGCCAGAGGCCGCCAGGGCCGGCAAGUGGCCGCCCUUGUAACACCUCAAAAACAGGCCACCUCCAGACGUAACAAAGUGCGCCAAACUGCGAGAACUUUAUAAUAUUAUAUUCAACUGUGGAAUCAACAAAGGCUCAAAGGAACGCGGAAGGUACUUGGCUUGUGAAUGAAUUUUGUAGAGAAUUGAACGCAAUGGAUAAAGACUCGGACUUGGCCAUUGUUUUAACACGGAUCACAAACCGAAUUAGUUCACAAAUGACAGUAGACGGCAGCUUCAGUCAAACGCCACAAUUGCAAAUUUUUAAGCACAAAAAGCUUAUGGUCUACAGCUAUCCCUUAGAAGAGGGAUCAGAUGGAAAACAAUGUGGAGACCCAAAGCAAGUUAUUAAUGUAGCUGGAAAAGACUUUUACACGUGGAGGUCACAUGAAAUGCUCCUCUUCAGACGAGGUCGUGCGCUUAUUUUUAGCGACUUGAAUCAUUCAAACUUCUCAAAAAAAGCCGAAACGAGUUUUAAAUUACUUGACUUUGAAACAAGAACUUACGGAUUGAAGCAAUUAGAAACAAUUUUGAGAAACGUUUCAAGUGCGGUUGACUGCGGCCUGCAAGAGGAAGGCUGCUUUGCUGUUUGCAUCUUGGCUAGGCUGAUUGACAAUAAAGUCGAUGGGCUAACAAUCUGCUCUGAUGGAUUGAGGAUACCAGCAAACGAAUUGAUAAAAAUGCUGAUAGGGGUGAACUGUCGUGAUCUGUCAGGGAAACCAAAACUGUUUUUCUUUUUGGAUUCUGGGGGCCAAGAAGAUGAUCGGCUUGUUGCACAGUCUGCAAGAGAAUGGGAAGUACCAGGAAACAAUCACGCUGAAAUUUUCACAUUUGUCGGAGUGGGAGAGCAUGGGAAAUUUCAAAUUACUAGUUUGCUUGAUGCACUUCAAAAUCCUUUGCUGAAAAAGAAAAACGUUCUGAGUCUGCAAGAGGUUGUUGUCAAUCUCAUUCGCCAAGACUAUGGCGAUUCAGCUUCGACAGAUGGCCCUACCAAAGGCACCGAAGGUCAAAUCCUGCCGCAGGUUUCAAGCACUCUGCACCACUUGCUAGAUUUUCCACCUUGCAAGAAUGCUUAUAUUAGACCCUUAUUUACAAUAGAAGGCGUGCAAGGUCCAGUUUCUUUUGAACAAUUGAGCAAGGAUAUUGCAGAAACAGCCAUAAAGACUGCCCUAUUACCAGAGGAGCGGUGGAGAAAUCGUUCUUGGUUGGUCAGUGCCCCUGCAGGAAUUGGAAAGUCCGCUGCGACAAAUGAAAUGGCCAGGGAAUUGGCGGAAUUGCUUCCCGAUUAUCUGAUAAUCAAAAUUACGCUAAUGCAGAUGUGCAACUUCUUUCUUGAAGUGAAAGAUAAGGUUCCUGAACUGCGCGAGUUUUUGAAAAAAGCUUUGGAGGAAAAUGAAAUUGGACUUGAAAAACUCGAGGAAAAAUAUCUCAAAAAAGAUAUUUUAGUUCUCAUUGAUGGUUUUGAUGAAAUAUGGGCAUAUGAAGAAGUCGUUCUGAAGUUCCUUAGGGAUAUUAAUGCGGAGGAUUUCUGCUUAUGGAUCACUACUCGCCCAUACCAGCAGUCAAAACUCGAUGCAAAUGUGAACAAACUGAACAAGUUAGAAAUAAACCCGAUGAGUCAAGAGCAACAGGUGCACCUAUUAAAAACUUUGCUAUACAAAAAUAUUGAGGAGUGCGAGAAGCUCUUGAAAAUAUUCAAAACAAACAAAGACAAAGGCUCCACUUUUACAGGAACGCCUCUUCAAUUGAAAAUGGUUGCAGAAAUAGCAGACAGAUUAGUGGACACCGAAGGAAGCAUAACUUCAUUAACAUCUCUCUACUACCAGUUUGUUUUCUCCAAAGUAGACUCUGCAAUUUUGAAAUACAACGGAACAGACACGAGCAAACCAAACUAUUUGAAAAUUGUCAGAGAGAGCGUGGAGCUCCUCAUGAAGGCAGCGUGCAACUAUUUUUACAGAGAAAAUUUGCCGUCUCAAGAACUCAAGCUGUUGCGAGGAAAACAAGAUGAUAUAAAUCAACUUGGAAUUGCCACUGUCACUUUUGAUGGCAAAAAGCUGAAGUCCAUCUACUUUGUGCACCAAACUUAUGCCGAGUUUAUGCUAAGUUUAUUUUUCCUAGCAAAAGCUGGACACUUUACCAAGGAGCACGAACGCUACAUUGAAGCAAUUGAGGAAAAUGAUAUAAAUUUGAGUAGCAUUUUCCUGAGAAAUGAGUUUGAACAAGUGCGAUUUUUCAUCGACGGCUUCUUUAUAGGCGCUGACUCGGAACCAAAAAUUCUGAAGACGAAACUUGAUGACUGCUGCGAGAAAGAGGAUUUCAAAAGUAAAUCUUCCGCAUUGAUGGCCUAUGUUUGUAAAGAAGGCUUGGCACGACUCUUCAAUUUACUUUUUGAGUCAGAGUAUAAAAAUACUUUUGGGGACAUCGAAGCACAGAAAGCACUGAUAAACACACCAUUCACUUAUAACUUUCGAAACAAAGAAUACAAGUACUAUCCUUUGUAUGCUGCUUGCUUUACAAGUGAAGAAUUGGCUCUUCAUAUAAUUGAUUUAGGAGCCGACAUAUCGCUUCUUGACCCGGAUAAAUGUUUGAUAGAGGACAAAGGUACAAUUCUCCACCUGGCUGCCAAGAGGGGACUAUCCAAAAUUAUCGAGAAGGUUUUGGAUGUGCUUCCUAGAAUGUCGUUGGAGGUGAACCAGAACCACCAGAUCCCUCUGGAUAUAGCAGCAGAGAAAGGCCACAUUGAAUGUGUCAAAGUUCUGAUCGAGAGAGCCGUACCAGAAAAUCGAAUGAUGCAAAGAAAAAGAAUUUUAGGAAUUGCAGCUGAAAAGGGAUAUUCGGAUAUGGUUUUUUACUUGAUGGGCAAUGAUUUGUCUUUGCAGGUAGAUUUGCAUGGCACUUCCCCACUUUACUCUGCCGCUGAACAUGGGCACGUUGAACUAAUGCAAAAUUUGAUUGCCAUAGCAAUAGAUGUGAAUGUGGAGGACGCCGAAGGAUACACGCCAGUCCACGCUGCGUGUAGAGGAGGAAGCGUCGAGGCUCUAAUUUCACUUUACCACGAGCACGGAGCAGAUUUGAAAAAGAUAUCAAAAAAGAAGAAACACACUCCACUACAUAUUGCAGUCAGCCACAAUAAAAUAGCGUGCGUAGAAUUUUUGCUAAACAAUGAAGUGGAAGUAGAUGCGAAAGAUGCUUGGGGUGAAACGCCUUAUCAUUUUGCAGCUGCCUACGGACAUUUGCAUUUUUUGGAAAUCUUGGAAAAUGCAGGUGCUAAUAUUUAUGCAAAAAGUGUAUUAAUGCACAAAAAAGUGAAUAAUAAGCUAGAAGAACUGGGACGACUUACGGCACUGGAUAGGGCAUCCCUUCACGGCGAGAUCAAAACUUUGAAAUAUUUGCUCACACGAGAUUAUCCUGCUGAAGUGAUAACGCACUCUUUCUGGCUCAGUUUGGUCCACCACAAUGACAAAGAGAAGGUUAUUGACGUCAUGAAUGCAUUUUUUGAAAUAGGGUUCUCUGUCGACGCAGACUUGAAAGACGGAAAAACACCUAUGAUCGUUUUGGCUGAAAAGUCGAAAGAGUUUUCAGCCAAAAACCCUCUAUACCGAGAGCCCUAUUUCCCGGGCGAUAAAAUUGACAUGGAACAACCGUUUUAUGCUCGUCCUCGGGAAAUCACUUUUGCUAACGUUAUAAAUGAGCAAAAUUACUACAUUAAACACAUACAAUUUUUAAUCAGCAAGGGUGCAAACGUGAAUGCGAAAUCCAAAAACGACGGAACAGCUCUGCACAUCGCCGCUGGAGCCGGAGAUUUGGCACUGAUGCUGCUUUUGUUGGAAAGUGGGGCAGAGGUUAAUUCGAAGGACAUUAUUGACCAAAUUCCUCUCCACGAAGCUGCCAGCAACGGACACUUGGACGCUGUUAAAAUUCUGGUUUCCAAAGGAGCAACUGUAAAUGCCCAAUCCAAGAACUUCAGCACUCCUUUAUUACUAGCCGUUAAAGGUGGUCAAUCUGAGGUGGUUCGAAACCUUCUUGAAAGUGGUGCUGACACUUCCCUGACCGAAAUGUUUGAUUACUUUUCACCAAUCGCCGUAGCCGCUAAUUCAGCUCGAGAGGAUUUGGUGGAUAUGAUUUUGACCAAAGUUGCACCUGAUCGAAAACAGCACGAGCUGGAUGCUGCCCUUUAUGGGGCACUAAGAGGUAGAAAAAAGGAAUUUGCAAAAAAAUUAAUUGAUCGUGGUGCUAAUCCGACGUCUGAUAAUAUUUGCUGUGUCCCUUUAAGUGAAGCAGUCGGUGCCGAAAGUGAAGAGAGUGUUCACAUGUUAUUAGAACAAUUUGUAGACGAAGAAAUUAAGAAAAAGGAGGCAAGUGUCGCCCUGCUGACAGCGGUAAAAAACAUGAACUUGCCCUUAAUUAAGUUGCUAGUCGAAAGGGCGCACGCGGACAUAAACGCGACAGACUCAAACGGAACGAGUGCAGUGCUUAUGGCCACGAUUCGCGGCAGCAGUGAAAUAGUUGGCUUUUUUUUACAGUUCGAUCACUUAGAUUUGGUUAAGCCAUCGCAAAAUGGCAAUAUCCCGAGACUCUUUCUCUUUAACAUCAAUGAUAAUGAAGUGAAGGAGAAACUUGACCAGAGAAGCAAGGAGCAAUUACGGAGUAAAAAUGCUUGAAAUUUUAAUGAAUUGAAAUCCAUAAAGUAAAAAAAAUUAAAUUGCUUUUAGAAUUAUACAUCUCGUUUAUUCCUCAAACAUUAUCUGCAUUAUAAAUUUCAACUUUCAAGUGACCUGCCUAACGUAAAGGGGAAGAGUUUAAAAAAUUUCCCUAAAAGAAUGCAAAUAUUAUAAAUAAUUAUACGUCAAUUUAAAUCUCAAAAUCAAAGAUGCACAUUUCAAUGCGCCGUACUAAUAAUUUAAGUAUAUUUUAAAUGAAAUUAUUUUGGCUAAUAUCUUAAAUCAAGCAGGCCUGCAGUCUGAAACAUAAUUCUUUAAAGGCACACUGCUAUACUCCAGGAUAUUGUUUGAUAUUGAUUCAUUAAAGUG
Neocloeon triangulifer is the source of this 5082-nucleotide messenger RNA. RefSeq lists its product as uncharacterized. Gene Ontology annotation, molecular function: protein binding; cysteine-type endopeptidase activity. Gene Ontology annotation, biological process: proteolysis. Lineage: Eukaryota; Metazoa; Arthropoda; Insecta; Ephemeroptera; Baetidae. The transcript is spliced from 5 exons. Bases 208 to 4713 code for a protein of 1501 amino acids. The record is from RefSeq and is a predicted model, not a curated record.